AUGCUGAACAAACGUUCGAACGGAGUGCGCGAAGCAAGGAGGACUAAGGUCGCCAAAGAGGAAUUCUCAGACUAUUGUACAGCACUCUUCGGCGCCCUCUUCCCUUUGUACUUUGCUCUCCUGACCAAUGAGUAUCCAGAGACCAAAGAGCAUCUACGAAAUAUGCUGGAGGCCAUUGGAUCAGCCACUAUCUCUAUUCAAAGUGUCCUAGACAACACCGACAGCACUGCACGCUUAGUACUGUUUAGAAAUAUGGUAUGCCACUUCAUUGUAAGCAGAUGUAGGAGUACGGGUGGCAUUGAUCAAGGCAUGUGCGAGGAUAUGACUGCCAGAAUGGAAGUUAAACUAAAUGUGCGUGCGAAAGAAACGAAUUUAGACACUCCUAUAAAGCGUGCUUAUAGACCAGAUGGUACUACGCUGACACCCAUCAGAGGUAGUAUGCAGAAGACUCCUGCAAGUGUGGCGAAAAAUAGGUUGAUGUGUGAUGAUUUUGAUCUACUAAUGGAUAUGGAUAUCAACAAUCUCGCCGAGGAUGACCGUAGUGCACAUCCCUUAGCCACAGCCACCCCAGUGCGAGAUGCACAAAAGUUAGGUUCGGACAGUGGGAUUCAUAAGUCAACACCUAAUAUUAGCCCGCCUCAAACUGGCACUAUUCUCUUUGUGGGUUCCGAUGGAGUCUCCAUGCCGCUACCACGCUUGAAACGCAAAAAUUACGACUUCUGUCUUACUACGAACGCGAAUCUAACAGAGGUGGCAGCGGACAUACGGCUGAAAAAGAUGGAGGAAGACGGGGUAGAGGUGAAGCCAUUGGUGGAUAACACUGAGGCAGAUGUCAAGCACGUGCGCUUAAAAGCUCACGAAUACAUUUCGCGAUCGUUCUUCACGGGCACGUGGUUUGAUAUCAAACCUGAUGGCGUUGAAUUUCCUCGUUAUCCCUUAGUGACAGAGGAACUAUGUCUCGACCCGUACCUCUUAUUCCGUGCUGUAUGGGAACACCAUCUGCGCGAAGGUGUGCACUUCUCCACCGCGUUGUUGCGGUGGGACUUUGGCACGCUGGCCACCAGGCAUGGCUUGGUGACUGUAGAUACCAAUGCAGAGCAUCUGAUGUUCAUGUAUUACAUGCGGUAUCUGAGACCGAUAUUCGAUUCCCUGUUUAGUCAAAAGUAAAUAAAGCCCGGCCCACAUGUCGACAAUGAGAG
Sphaeroforma arctica JP610 is the source of this 1199-nucleotide messenger RNA. RefSeq lists its product as hypothetical. NCBI's taxonomy places the organism in Eukaryota, Ichthyosporea, Ichthyophonida. The transcript has 3 exons. Bases 1 to 1167 code for a protein of 388 amino acids. The record is from RefSeq and is a predicted model, not a curated record.